Molecule: messenger RNA, 1860 nt
Organism: Scomber scombrus (Atlantic mackerel)
Lineage: Eukaryota; Metazoa; Chordata; Actinopteri; Scombriformes; Scombridae
Product: potassium voltage-gated channel subfamily H member 1-like
Exons: 11
Coding region: 1-1860 (619 amino acids)
Biological process (GO): potassium ion transmembrane transport; regulation of membrane potential
Cellular component (GO): membrane
Molecular function (GO): delayed rectifier potassium channel activity
Source: RefSeq, a predicted model, not a curated record
AUGGCGGGAGGACGGCGGGGUCUCGUGGCCCCUCAGAACACGUUCCUGGAGAACAUCGUGCGCCGGUCCAACGUUUGGACAUUAUCACAUAGACAGACAGAUACCAACUUCGUGCUGGGAAACGCUCAGAUCGUCGACUGGCCCAUCGUCUACAGCAACGACGGCUUCUGCAAACUGUCCGGUUACCAUCGAGCCGAAGUCAUGCAGAAGAGCAGCACCUGCGGCUUCAUGUACGGAGAGCUGACUGACAAAGAGAUGACGGAGAAGGUUCGUCUCACCUUCGAGAACUACGAGAUGAACUCUUUUGAGAUUCUGAUGUACAAGAAAAACCGGAUGCCGGUGUGGUUCUUCGUGAAGAUCGCUCCAAUCAGGAACGAGCAGGACAAAGUUGUCCUGUUUCUCUGCACCUUCAGUGACAUCACCGCCUUCAAGCAGCCAAUCGAGGACGACUCUUCAAAAGGUUGGGGUAAAUUUGCCCGUCUGACUCGAGCGUUGACCAGCAGUCGAGGAGUUCUGCAGCAGCUUGCUCCGGCUGUGCAGAAAGGAGAAAACGUCCACAAACACUCGCGCCUAGCAGAGGUUCUCCAGCUGGGCUCGGACAUCCUGCCUCAGUACAAACAGGAAACUCCGAAAACGCCGCCGCAUAUCAUCCUGCACUACUGCCUCUUCAAGACGACGUGGGACUGGGUGAUCCUCAUCCUCACCUUCUACACCGCCAUCAUGGUGCCAUACAACGUCUCCUUCAAGACCAAGCAGAACAACGUCACCUGGCUGGUGGUGGACAGCAUCGUGGACGUCAUCUUCCUCGUCGACAUCGUCCUCAACUUCCACACCACCUUCGUCGGGCCGGCGGGCGAGGUCAUCUCCGACCCCAAACUCAUCCGCAUGAACUACGUCAAGACCUGGUUCGUCAUCGACCUGCUGUCCUGUCUGCCUUAUGACGUCAUCAACGCCUUCGAGAACGUGGACGAGGGUAUCAGCAGUCUCUUCAGCUCCCUGAAAGUGGUGCGCCUCCUGCGUUUGGGUCGCGUUGCUAGGAAACUGGACCACUACAUCGAGUAUGGCGCUGCUGUGCUGGUGUUACUGGUGUGUGUGUUCGGGCUGGCGGCUCACUGGUUGGCGUGUAUCUGGUACAGCAUCGGCGACUACGAGGUGAUCGACGAGGACAACAACAGCGUGCGUAUGGACAGCUGGCUGUUCCUGCUGGGCGAGACGGUGGGAACGCCGUACCGCUUCAACGCCUCGGGUUCGGGCCGAUGGGAAGGCGGACCGAGCAAGGACUCGGUCUACAUCACCUCGCUGUACUUCACCAUGACCAGUCUGACCAGUAUCGGCUUCGGGAACAUCGCGCCCAACACCAAUGGGGAGAAGAUCUUCGCCGUGGCCAUGAUGAUGAUCGGAUGUGAGUUUGAUUCAUGGAGGGGGAAAGUGGUUGUCGGUGCAGCAGACGUGAGCGGCAGCGGUGGCGGUGGCGGCGAUGCGGGCGUGCACGGAGGGAAAGAGCGCGAGGCGACGAUGUCAUUGGUUUCCCAAGGGGACGCUACUGAGAAGCUGGCUCACCAAGUCGCGGCCCAGGUUGCUGCUGCUGAUCGCAGGGUUGAAGAGGCCUCAGGUGACCCUCAUGCGGAGGAAAAGGAUGAAGCGCACAAAAGUAGCAAAGGCCACGUAAGCGAACCUGCAGCCGGAUGCCCCACUUCACCUGAGUCCUUAACGGAGAGGAUCUGCUCGUUAGAUAUGGAAGACAAACAGAAGCAAGACCAGCGCGUCGGAUCUUUUCCCCAACGACGAACUAAAACCCAACAACCACAAAACCCAGUGAAGCCAGAGGACAAACCACAGAGAUUGAGACCUCCAGAUUAA